UCGAAGCAAUUCGACCAAUUAGUACGUUAAGCGGAGGGCAGAUGUAGUAGAACUAAUCUAAAAACACACAAACCUUAGAGAAUAAUCGAAUAAAGUUUGAGCGUAUACAAUGAAUAGCCGUAGCGGAAAUACCCAGCUGGGAUAUGGAAAUUUUAAACAAUUACAAUUGAGUCCUUUGGUGACAGGUUUUCUCAUUUUCAUGUCCGGCGGCAUGUGUUUGGCCCAAAGUGUGGGUUGGAUAGACGGUUUUGUGAAAAUAACAGAUCGUCACUUUUACUACAGCUGGUUUAUAGCAGUGAUUAUAGGGGCAUUGCUAACACUGCCCUUGCGAAACCUGAUACCCAGAAGAUUUUUAAUGGGUGCUUCAUCGUUAUUGAUUCUAGUUGGUGGCAUCAUCUUUGUCAGCGUCCCCUUUAACAUGGAUGGCUUGAUUGCGGGUCGCUAUUUAAAUGGUAUAGGCAUUGGUUUGGUCACGGUGCCCUAUCUCAUGUAUGCCAGUGAAAUAUCGCUCGAUAGCAAUCGUGGCAAAGCAACUGGUUUGGAGCAGUUGGCCAUUGCCCUGGGUGUAACUAUUCAAAUGGUGUCUACAAAUCAAUGGAAAUCCACAGGAGGAAAUUUUACAGCCAAUAGUUUGCAUGGAAUUUUCGAUAUUAUUUUUGCUGUUUUAGCCUUGGGCUCCCUAUUCUAUUUCAUUGAGUCCCCAGUAGAUUUUCUUAGAUUUGGAGAUGACGAUAGUGCUCUCAAAUCUCUGGGCCAGCUGCAAACACCUCCCACUAUUAAUAUGGAAACCCAUACCCGCUUGGCCGAACUUAGGGAUUAUGUACGUGAAGAGGAAGAUUUACCCAUAGGCGUUUGCUUCAUACGCAGCAUCCUACCUUUAUUGAAAAUGAUUUUCUAUCGCAGUGCAGUUUUAGCUUUGACUUACACCACGAUGCUGACUGUUGUUGCCGGCAUAGCCAGUUUGGUGAAUGGAUCCCCUUGGUCACCUUGCUUGGCUGCAUGUCUAAGAGUUUUGGGCAGCAGUUUGACUCUGAUCGUUAUCGAUAAAUUCGGUCGUAAAAUACCUUCCUUACUUUGGAUUUUAAUUUUGGGUGGCCUUAUGAUUCCCAUAGCCGUACUAAUGGGUGACUUAGGUAAUCUUAUGAGCAUCUAUUAUAUGGAAACUGUAGUUUCGCUUUGGGCCUCAAUGUACUUUUUUGUUGGUCUCUUUGCUCCCAACACCUCGACUUAUAUGAGCGAAGCUUUUCCCUUAAGAACCAAGUGCUACUGCAUGACCAUCUGUGUGGUAAUGGAGCAAAUUAUACAAAUUGUCAUAAUUAACACUGUAGGCUAUUAUGGUAGGGACGACGGAGCCCUUUUGGCUGUAAGUAUUGUAGUGUUGGCAGCAGGAGUUGGUUUAAUUCCUAUGAUACCCGAAACAAAGAAGACUUCUCUGAAGGAAGCUCAGAAGCGUAUUGCUAGUGUGUCUAAUUGUAAUUGGUAUUAAGCAUUGGGAAAGGAGAGAGAGAGGGAGUUUUGAAUAAGAAUGAAAAUAAAGAAAGAAUAAAGAA
Stomoxys calcitrans (stable fly) is the source of this 1550-nucleotide messenger RNA. RefSeq lists its product as uncharacterized. Gene Ontology annotation, molecular function: transmembrane transporter activity. Gene Ontology annotation, biological process: transmembrane transport. Lineage: Eukaryota; Metazoa; Arthropoda; Insecta; Diptera; Muscidae. The transcript is spliced from 3 exons. The record is from RefSeq and is a predicted model, not a curated record. Gene Ontology annotation, cellular component: membrane. The coding region runs from base 110 to 1486 and encodes 458 amino acids.